AUGGGGGUGCUGAUGUCCAGGAGGCAGACGGUGGAGAGGGUGCAGAAGGUCAGCUUGGCCGUGUCAGCCUUCAAGGAUGGGCUGCGGGAGCAGCCAUCGACACGGCGCCGGGCGGAGGCGGGGACUGCACGCCAGGGGACGCUGGAGCAGGAGGUGCAAGAGGGAGAGGAGGAAGCGCUGGCAGGACCUUCCCAGCCGGAGGAGAGCAGUGCCAGCAAGGCAGCCUGGGAGCGGCUGCGGGAUGGCCGGGGCGUGGAGCCAGAGGAGUUCGACCGGGCCAACAGGUUCACGCCACCAGCCUUCAUCCGGCCCAAGAGGGAGCUCCACGAUGAUGAGCCCCCGGACAUCAGCCUGGAGCAGAGGGAGCAGAUCCAGAAUGAUGAGAUGUGUGAGAUCUGCGAGGUGUGGACAGCCGAGAGCCUCUUCCCCUGCCGCAUCUGCCGCCGGGUGUACCACGACGGCUGCCUGCGCCGCAUGGGAUACCUGCAGAAGGACAGCGCCGUGGAGGUGACAGAGACGGCGCACACCGAGACGGGCUGGAGCUGCUACUACUGCGACAACCUCAAUCUGUUGCUGACAGAGGAAGAGAUGUACAGCCUGAUGGAGACCCUGAAGAACUGCAAGAUCAUUCCAGAGAGCUGCCUGACCCUGGAUGACUUCCUGCACUACAAACACCAAGUGCACAAGCAGCAGUUUGAGCGGACCAUGCCUGAGGCACAGGAGGAGCAGGCAGCCCUGCAGUUCAAUGCCCUGGACCCUGACAAGAAGGGGCACAUUGAGUGGCAGGACUUCCUCUCCCACGAGUCCAUCCAACUGCUGCAGAAAAUACGGCCACAGAAUGCCCUUCUGCGGCUGCUGACACCCAAGGAGCGGGAGCGGGCACGGACAGCCUUCCUGGCCCUGGACCAGGACAAUGAUGGCUUCAUUGGGGAGGCUGAGUGCCGCCAGGCUCGGCACACCUGGUUCCGCAAGCACCAAAAGGAGAUGCUGUCCUGCAAUGUCAGCAUCAGCCAUGUGGGGCCCAUAUCAGAGGGCAGCCCCGCCAGCAGCAGGAACGGGAAGAGCCCGGAGAAGAUCCUGCCAGCCACAAAGCAGGAGGAGACCAGGAGCAUCGACUGGCCCGGAUUCCUGCGGGAGAACGUUGCCUACAUCCUGGCCGCGCGCCCCAACAGCGCAGCCCUGCACCUGCAGCCCCUUGCCUAGACCCGGCCGCGCCUCGAGGGCGCAGUGCCACGCCCGCCAUGGUGACCUGCCCCGCCCUCCCCCGCGGGCACAGCCAGGCGCCGAUUGGCUGGCAGGGAAGCGGCCAUGCUGCCCUAUGCCCCACCUCCCCCUUGGAUUGGCUGUGAAGAGGAUGGGUGCCAGGCUCUGAUUGGCUGAGGGAGCAGGAGCAGCUCUCGAGUCUCUGAUUGGUGGGGGGAAGUAGGGCGGGGCAGGGCGUGUCCCCACUGUUCUCUGCACCAGGCAGGGACCACGGUAGGCAAGGGUCCUGUGCUGGGGGUCACCGUGGGGCACAAGGGGCAGGGAACAUGCUGCCCCCAUGAUCCCUGUCCCCACAGCACCCAGGGACCUGCAGACAGAGCAGGGGCUGCCCUGGGUACUUGUGGGGUGACAGCAGAACCCAGAGCACCCAUGUGUCCCCAGCCUCCCACAGCAUCAUGGGGCAGCACAGCUGAGCCUCUGCGUGCCACAGGCAGCGCCCACGGG
Molecule: messenger RNA, 1707 nt
Organism: Onychostruthus taczanowskii (white-rumped snowfinch)
Lineage: Eukaryota; Metazoa; Chordata; Aves; Passeriformes; Passeridae
Gene: PHF24
Product: PHD finger protein 24
Exons: 7
Coding region: 1-1203 (400 amino acids)
Molecular function (GO): calcium ion binding
Source: RefSeq, a predicted model, not a curated record